CAUUGUCGAAUCAGCGUAACAGCUGCUUUGUUGAUGGGCGGGAACACGGGCGGAACUGCAGAUGCUGCACCUGCGCAGCUCUAGUCGGUUAUAAACGGGAACUAAAGCGACGUUGAGGAUAGGUUCGGUGAAUGUCAAAUGGAGUCAUUUCUAAAGACAAAAACGUAGACUGUCCACCCAUCCCUACUGUGAGGACUCCCAUCGCCUAAAGCCUACAGUAAACACAGUUCAGUAUGUAUCAGAUUGUACCAGUCGCCCCCAGGGAGCAGCAUCUGUCUGAGUGGGGUGAGAACUCGCCGCACAAGAAGCGAGCGAAUGAGGAAGCGCGCCCACUCAUUGUUGCAAGCGUGCUGGGCUGUGUGCUGGUUCUGGCUGCUGUGGUGGCCUGGUGCUACUACUCGGCAUCUCUUCGCAAAGCCCAGCUCAUGAAGACCGAACUGCUGGACCUCAACAAGGACGGUUUUGUCAUCCGCAACCAGGCAGGGGCUAUAAUUUUCGCCAUGACCUUCAGGUCCUCUACACUGGAUUUAGACUCCUGCAUCCAUGAGCAAAGUAUUCUAAGCUGCACUCAGUCACAUGCGGGCAAGAUUAACUUUUUUAUCCACGCAACUCGGCCAAAGGACACAGUUAUGUGUUACCGUGUCCGCUGGGAGCCUCUGGAAGACGAGCAUACAGUGGAGCACGCCAUGGUUUGCAAUGGCUCUCACUGGUACGGAGGUGCAGAGUCCGCUACCCAGCACUGGCCUAUCAGCAUCCGGGGCGAGAAGCAGCCGCAACCUUACAUCACCAGUGACAUCUCCAUCAAUCAUAACGCUUUUGGAGGGAUUCUGGAACGCUACUGGCUGUCGUCCAAUGCGGUCGCAAUCAAGAUAAAUGACUCGGUGCCGUUUCAUUUGGGCUGGUCAGAAAAGGAUAGGGCGCUUCACUUCCAGGCCCGCUACCAGGAUUCUCCUUUUAAACCACUAGUGGGCCAGCAGACCUUAGCAGAACUCAGCUACACAGUGUGUGCAGGAUCUGACGUCACCUCCAUUCAUAAAUACAUGGUGCGUCGCUAUUUCCCAAAGCCUGUCAAGGUUCCUUCUGCUGAUGUUUUCAAACACCCUGUGUGGUCCACUUGGGCUCUGUACAAUAAGUCUGUCACCCAGGAGAGGCUACUACAGUACGCCUCCGACAUCACCAAACAUGGCUUCAACUGCUCCCACUUGGAGCUGGAUGACUGUUACACCUCUGACUAUGGCGAGUUUGACUUUGACCUGCAGAAAUUCCCCAACGCCAGCGGUAUGUUUGACCAGCUUCGACAGGACGGCUUUCGGGUGACGCUGUGGACGCACCCGUUUAUCAACUACGACUCGGUCAACUUUGGAGUUGCCGUUGAGAACGAGCUGUUUGUCCGCGAGCCAGACGGCAAGCUACCUGCCCUCGUUCGCUGGUGGAACGGAAUCGGCGGAAUAUUGGACUUCACCAACCCAGAAGCACGGAACUGGUAUUCCUUCCACCUGGCCAAUCUCAAAGCCCAAUAUGGAAUAACGUCCUUUAAGUUCGACGCCGGGGAGACAAGUUAUCUCCCCGGACAGUUCAGAACUUUAGUCCCACUGACAGACCCCUCCACUUUCACGCGACGCUACACAGAGAUGGCCAUACCGUUUAGCGAGCAUGCCGAGCUGAGGGUGGGGUACCAAAGUCAGAACAUCUCCUGUUUCUACAGGAUUAUUGACAGAAACUCUGUGUGGGGUUACGAGCUCGGCCUCAAGUCCAUCAUCCCCACAGUUCUGACCAUCAGUAUCCUGGGGUACCAGUUUGUCCUGCCUGAUAUGAUAGGUGGGAAUGCCUACCCGGAGAAGAUGGCAGGAGGUUUAAAUGACGAGAACAAGCUGCCAGACCGAGAGCUGUACAUCAGAUGGUUGGAGCUGUCUGCCUUCAUGCCUGCUAUGCAGUUUUCUAUACCACCCUGGGACUAUGACCAGGAAGUGGUGGAGAUAGCACUAAAGUUCACAAAACUCCAUGAGACUCUUGUGGCCCCGAGAGUCCUGGAGCUGGCCAGCGAGGUCCUCAAGACUGGAGAUCCCAUAAUACGGCCCCUGUGGUGGAUCGCCAAUGACGAUGAGGUGGCUUACAAGAUCGACUCCCAGUUUCUGAUUGGAGACGACCUGAUGGUAGCUCCCGUGCUGGAGCCAGGCAAGCAGGAGAGGGACAUCUACUUGCCUGCGGGAAGGUGGAGAAGCUACAAGGGUGAACAUUUUGUUAAGGGCCCCACGUUCCUCACAGACUACCCUGUGGACCUUGACGAGGUAGCCUAUUUCAUAUGGGUUCAUUGAACUCAUCCAAGCAUUAAGCUGAGCCUCUCCAUGAUGUUUGCACUGAUGCUUUGUGAUAGAUCGCACACAUGCCAAAUAACAGCAGCAAUUUUAUUUCCAGGGAACGCGACCACUUGGCUUCUGCUGAGUGUUAGUGUUGGUGCACACCCUAUAUCUAAACAAGGAUGACCUCUAUUUCUAUAGAUAUUGAAUAGUUAUUAAGUUUUAACCUUUUCUUUUAGUAUCACACUUACAUGUCCUUAGUUGUACACUUCCUGUCGACAUCUGAUCUAAUUUGUGGAUAACUUUUUAAAAGUACAUGCUUGUGAUUGGCUGGCAAUCAGUCAGUCCAGGGUGUAGUCCACCUUUAGCCGAAACUCAGCUGUGAUAAGCUCCAGCUACCCGAGACCAUGAACAGGAAAAGGGGUGGAAAAUGAAUAGAUGUGUUUAAAAGUACAGCAUCUACAUAUUUGUUAAAUGUUUGUUAUUGCUUAGGGUGCAUUUAAAAGGUUGGUGAACAGGAACUGCUAUUUCAUGCCGUUUGUGUCUUUCUUGCCACUUUAGUAGCCUUCUGAACUAAGAUAAAGAAUGUUAAGCAAGUGUAUUGAUGGAAGACAGACAUUAAAUGUCUGAUAAAAUAAAUGCACAUGCCCAAAUGCCUUUUCUUCAACAUCAGCACUUAUCUGUUUCUUUUCAAGGUUCAAUGUUCCACUAUUUUCAACAGUUUUGAAUUAUGUCUUAAAGGAGCCACAGUAAGUGUGUUGGCCAAAAUGUAGCCUUGAUGCUGGAAUUCAGACAAAUGGGAACAUGCCAUUUUUGUGUGUCUGAAACUUACAUGCUAAUGAGCUUUGUUUGUCCAAGAAGUGCUAUUGUGUUAAAGAAAAUCUAAAAAAUAAAACACGCAGCUCUGAGUCUAGCUGACUAUAAACAGAUAGUUGGCAAAGUUCCAGGCUUUAUUUUAAGAUGUGCAGUGAAGCCUGCACUUGAAGCCAAGACCAUCUAGCUCAGAGCUUGUCAAAGGUUUUUUCUUCAUGACAUCGCAAAAAGCUGAGUUUAAAAUAGAGUUGGUGAUCAUAAACAGACUUUGGGAUCAAAAGAUCAUUAUAAGGGACCUAAGGUGCCAAUUUGUUGGGGGUCAGGGGUUGCAAUAGUACUUCCUUUAGGUGGGGCCAAGUCAUACAUAUUAACAAAAAUUGGGAAGGACUAUAACUACAGGUAACCCGAAUUGAUUAAAUACUUUGACUUCCUGUUUCCAUGCUGGUGCCAAAUUGAGCAAAUUAAUGCUGCAUGAAGAAGCUCUGCCAUAGCAUGAAUGGAGCUCAACUUCCUGUUGGCAUUGUGUGCUCUAGAAGUUGAAAAUAAAUCAGCAGCACCUCUGCUGGUGGCAGCCAGUAAUGCACUGCAUUUUGCCUCAAUAUAUUGUAUUCAAACGUGCUGCAAUAUACUUGAAAUGCCUUUUCUUCUAAGGAAUUUGAAAUGCUCCAUUUUUUAAGAAAGUUGUCUUGUUUUCCUUUUAUCUGUGUCUGUGGCACUGUUGGUGUUUGUUGCAAUGCUUUAAAUUAAAACAGCUGUUUUUUUUAAUGAAAUGUAUAAAGUCAUGCCUUACAUCCUGUUUGUCAAAUACUCACAGGUAAAAAACUAAAUUUUGCUCAAUCAUUUGCGAUUGUGACUUUGUUCAUAAGGCUCGAAAAGAACUUUGUAUACAAAUAAGGACACGAUAAUUGAGAAAACGUGGCACGGCAUCAUUGUACAGUAUGAGUCGAGGUACCUUUUUUGCCACAGUAAUUACUAAAAUUGCGGAAAGAAAAAAUAUUUUUGCAAUGAUUAGGGUUAUGGUCUUAGUUUAUUUUGAACAUGCAUAACAGUUACAAUAUGGUACAUCAAUUUUAAGAAAACCUCUUUUCCGUCUCAUAUAGCAUAUUAGUUCACUUCCUGCACUCAAUUAUCUAUUUGUAUCUAUUAUUUGAAUCACAAUUGAUCACAUUUUGUCCAUAAAUAACUCAUAAUUAGUAAUUAGACAAAUUAUAAUGAUAUCUAACCUACCAACAGUUUACAAACGAGUCAAAUUAUAUGAAACCAUGUGUUGAUCACAAAGAUAAUUAACGACAAGGUCAGGCUGAUUACAAAAAUAAAUACUAAUCAAAUAUACUGCAAAAGAAGAAACUCAAAAACUAUGCAAAAUAAAUGUACAUGCAAUAAAAGCAGUGCUAAAAUGUAUAUUUUUUUAAACUGAAUUUAUAAUCAAAUGCAAAUGGGAAUACAGCUUGACCACUUAAAUCAUAAUGUUUGCUCUUCAGAAACUUUUGUAUUACUUUAGGUACUUCUUCUGUUUGUUUGAGAUUGUCAUUACUGCCACAAGUGGUGGAAAAUGGUAUUACAGCUGAGUACCGCUGCGACCCAUACGGACCACGGCUGAAAAUCAUAUUUUUUGGCGGUCCCUUAGUGUGAUGUCGCGGCCCAACAAUGGGGCCUAUAGUUAUGAAACGCUGCCUUGGAUGGGACUGGGCAAAUUGUUUGCUUUACAGGUAUGCACAUGUUUGUUUAUUAAACAUGCUUUUUUAAACAGCUUAACACAAAAUGGACACAAAAACUUUUCCUGACAAUAAAAAAAAUUACCUGCAGUGCGCUGGUGUCGUGUCAGAUAUUAUGUCCCCGACAUCAUUUGUAUCUCCUACUGCUGGAACACUUGCAUUCAGAGGGGUGGUGUCACACUUACGUGUUUACAGUAGAUACUAGUUUAGUGCAUCAUUAACACAAAAUGUGGAUUGUUACGAUCGCGCCUUGAUUUAAAGAAAAUUGGCAAUGUAAACUUUUAUAUACCUGUGAUCAAUAAAUGCUUCUGAUAUUCUGUACACUAUGUGUUGUACACGUUUUAUUAUAUUUAUAUCUCUGCAUGACACAGUCUUAGUCUUCUCUAGUUUGUAAUAACGUGUAAUAUUGCUAGGCGACCAGCCUGCUAAAGACUAAUUGA
This is a messenger RNA of Entelurus aequoreus (snake pipefish), 5265 nucleotides long. RefSeq names its product myogenesis-regulating glycosidase-like. The transcript is spliced from 6 exons. Gene Ontology annotation, molecular function: hydrolase activity, hydrolyzing O-glycosyl compounds. NCBI's taxonomy places the organism in Eukaryota, Metazoa, Chordata, Actinopteri, Syngnathiformes, Syngnathidae. Gene Ontology annotation, biological process: skeletal muscle fiber development; carbohydrate metabolic process. The coding region runs from base 234 to 2315 and encodes 693 amino acids. The record is from RefSeq and is a predicted model, not a curated record.